Messenger RNA from Ostrinia nubilalis (European corn borer), 948 nucleotides. RefSeq lists its product as uncharacterized. Lineage: Eukaryota; Metazoa; Arthropoda; Insecta; Lepidoptera; Crambidae. The record is from RefSeq and is a predicted model, not a curated record. The transcript has 2 exons. The coding region runs from base 225 to 818 and encodes 197 amino acids.
AAAGUGAGACACACCCCCUUCUCUAGAAAAUAAUUGAAAAAGUUAUUACCUAGUUCGGCCCUGUAUGGUGAUUUAUGGAUCGAUCCCAGUGAAGGUACGUUGGGCUAUAUCUCGCUCCCUCAUUGUCAAUGCUAGGUUUCUCAUCCGCAUUUUUAUCUAGUCUAUCUAUUUUGUCUAUGUAGCAAGUUUGUAUUGUGGUUUGUAUUUUAAUUAAAAACAGUGAUAUGCAGGAGAACUUAGUGAACGAUGUUGUGGAGCUCUAUAAAGAGAAGAAAUGGAAGGACAUAGUUGAGAAGUAUCACGAUCAUCCAGAUAGGAACAAGUUACUGUGGGUGUUUCCCUCUGAGGAGAAUUUGAGUUUUCUUCGGAAACAUUUGCAGCGGUUGCGUUGUGAUAAAGUGCUAAGUAUUGGCUGCGGGAGUGGGCUGCUGGAGUGGAUAAUUACGGAGGCCACGGGUAUACCGGUAUCAGGAGUAGAGAUAGACGGGGCGUGGUGGCACUGCAAGUACGCCCCACCCACGUUUAUACCCCUCCUCUUCACUGCCAACAAGUUAGAAAGAGACAUCAUAACGCUACUUCAAGAAUCACACAAUACAGCCCUCUUGUUUUGUUACUUCAACAAUAGAGAGGCAUUUAAGGAGUAUUUGAAGUACUUCUCGGGAAAAGUCGUAGUUAUUAUUGGGCCUGCAGAUGGAAAAGGCGUCCAUACCGACCCCAGACCAUUCGGCGGGAUCAGCGAAGAAUGGACACUGUACCACAGCCAAGAAGUGAGGGAUAGCAAAGAUUUCAUCGCAAUAUAUUCCAGAAAUUGUUUAUAAAUAACAAGGCAUCAUUCCAAUAAAAUGUUCAACACAAUAUUGUAUUUAUAGAUAACAGUCUUUUAAAUGCAUAUACAUAUACAAAGUUAUGUAAUAUUUACAUAUUUCUACAUUAAACAACUUACAAUAA